Messenger RNA from Soboliphyme baturini, 507 nucleotides. NCBI's taxonomy places the organism in Eukaryota, Metazoa, Nematoda, Enoplea, Dioctophymatida, Soboliphymatidae. The record is from the annotation of a GenBank genome assembly.
AUGCGUGAACGCCAGAGGGUCAGUCAGCACUGCGUAAAGGCUGAAGUUUCUGUUGUUGCGCCGAUUGCCGAUUCUGUUUACAGAAUUGUACAUUCAGCUAGAACGACACCACGCACUCGAAGCAAGGAGUGGAAUAGGUCAAACGGUGCGUGCGUGAGCGAGUUGUUCGAUGAGGUUGCUCCUCACAAGAACGUGUUCGAUCGUGCGCUGCUCGCUGAGAAGCGAUUCAACGUCUUCUGCGCCUGCGCCGGUCACAAGGCAUGUAACGACGUUUUCGAGUCUCCACAGUCUGUCGCCACAAACGCGACGAUGUGGAAGUUCAAUCGAAGUUCUGCGACUGUCUGUUCAACUGUUUAUCGGAUGACCGAUGGACGAGUUUUCCAACUGUGGCGAAGAGAGCAGCAUUCGAUCGAAGUAAUGCCGGCGAUGUGCAGCCCGCUGUCCGGCAAAACGUACGCCCGCGGCUUCAGUGCAGAAGAAGACGAAACCCACGACGAGGACGAAUAA